Molecule: messenger RNA, 1206 nt
Organism: Dermatophagoides farinae (American house dust mite)
Lineage: Eukaryota; Metazoa; Arthropoda; Arachnida; Sarcoptiformes; Pyroglyphidae
Source: RefSeq, a predicted model, not a curated record
AAAAAAACCUAACAGACAAACAAACAAACAAUAAUGGCGAAUCGUAAUGCACAACAAAGACCAAAUGGUGGUGGUGCAUCGGCUGGUGGACAGCAAGGAAAAAUUUGUCAAUUUAAACUUGUUCUGCUUGGUGAAUCGGCUGUUGGUAAAUCAAGUCUUGUAUUACGUUUUGUCAAAGGUCAAUUCCAUGAAUAUCAAGAAAGUACUAUUGGAGCUGCUUUUCUCACACAAACGGUGUGUUUGGAUGAUACGACUGUUAAAUUUGAAAUUUGGGAUACGGCUGGCCAAGAAAGAUAUCAUAGUUUGGCGCCCAUGUAUUAUCGUGGAGCACAGGCCGCUAUCGUUGUCUAUGACAUUACUAAUCAGGAUACAUUUAAUCGAGCAAAAACCUGGGUAAAAGAAUUACAACGACAAGCGAGUCCAAAUAUUGUGAUCGCAUUGGCUGGUAAUAAAUCCGAUUUGAGCAACAAACGUGCAGUUGAAACGGAAGAAGCUCAAGCAUAUGCCGAUGAAAAUGGCCUUCUGUUUAUGGAAACAUCGGCAAAAACCGCCAUGAAUGUUAAUGAUAUAUUUUUGGCUAUAGCUAAAAAAUUACCUAAAACAGAUCAAACAGCCGGUGGUGGUGCUGGUGGUCAAUCAGGUGCCGGAAGACGAAUCGAUCUAAAUGAUACGCAACAACAAUCAUCAGGUUGUUGUAAAUCUUAAAAAAAUCGAAAAUAAACACACCACCACCACCCCUUCUAUACACAUCAAAUGACAAGAGUGAAUAUAAAAAAUCGUCUGAAAAAAUCAACAAUAACAAAUCAGCGGAACAACUAUAAAAUACAACUACCCAACAAAACAUAAACAUUUGGUCUGGUUGUCUUCGUCGAGUCUUUCUACAAACACAUACAUGAUCAUCAUCCGGUCUGCUACAAAAAAAAAAUAAUUACAAAAAAGCAAAUGAAUAAUCAAGCAAAUUAAAAAAAAUCAAAGAAAAAACAGCAAGACAAGCCCACACAACACCCAUCAACCCAUGAAUAUGUUUUACCCGAAUGUUUAAAAAAUUGUUUUAUACUUUAUAUAUAUUUAUAUUAAGAAUUCUUUGCUUCAUCUUAUUAAUGCAAUGAAGAAGAUUAUUUAAAAAUUGGUGGUAAAAAAAAAUCAAACCCGUUCACCAUCCUUUCUUCAAUGAAUCGUUUGAAUAAAUUUGAAAUUUUCAAUCAA